AGGUCCUGCCCAGUAAGAUGUUGAGACAUGUAGGGGACUCAAGGACUGUGUCACCCUGCCUAUGUGUGUAAUUUACUACAAAAUAAAUUAAGCAUGUCUUUUAAACUGGCCAAUUUGUAGACUAAAUAUUUAUUUAAUAGGUUUCUUUCGAUUGGAGAGUGAGGGUUCUUCCCAGUCAAAACAAUAGCAUGCAAAUGACUUGCCAUUAGUGUUGAAUGUCUGUUAGUUUCUAUUGGCAUAAUGAUGGUUGUGGUGAUCAAUGAAGACCAUGACACAUCCUGCAAAGUUUAACAACACUGUGUGCUGUAUAUAAGGGCCCACCACUCAGACACCACUGUCUACUCUGGACACUAGCAGUGGGACAAAUUUUCCCGACCAUAAUUGACCUUUUACCUGCCUACGGUAUUUUGUAUGGGCCUACCUUUUGCUUUCGAAUUGACCGCACGUGCAUUUAAAAUUUGAAAUCAACAACCGUUUGGGGGCAGCAAAGACACUUUCACGCGCCUUGCUGAAAAGCUGUGUGUCUGAAAGAUUAUGGCAGACAGUUGCAGUAGUAGCCAAAGUAGCAGUACCACUGACAAUGAAAAGUUGGUGCGACCAAACAUGCAGCUGCAGAAGUUACUGAAGGAGGCUGGUGCAGUGAAGAACAUAUUCACCAUCAAAGAGGUGAUGCUGUACUUGGGUAAGUACAUCAGUAGCAAGCAGCUGUACGACCAGCAGCAGCAGCACAUAGUGCACUGCGGAGGAGACGCUCUCGGGUCCGUACUGGGGGUCGACACAUUCUCCGUCAAAGAACCACGAGUACUGUUUGCGAUGGUCUUAAAGAAUCUAAUUGCAGUGAGACAACCAGUAACCACAGAGUCGCAACCUGUAUUAUCUCAAUCUUACAGCCAGAGCGAAUCAGCGGGAACGUCAGAGGAUUCCGAUUCAAAUGCAACUACCUCAUCUCGUAGAAGAAGACGAAGCAGUGAUCCUACUGGGUCCACCACCGAGGACGAGCCCCAGGAGCGACGGAAGCGCCACAAGUCCGAUAGCCUCUCGUUGACGUUUGACGACAGCCUGUCCUGGUGCGUGAUUGGCGGUCUCCGCGGCAACAGGAGAAGCAGCAGCAGUGAGUCUUCGGACUCCCACAGUAACACUGAAGUAGGUAUUUCUAAUACUCACGAUGACACAGAUGACAGCGCAAGCGAGGACUCUGACGCGGACGCAGACAGGUUCAGCGUGGAAUUCGAGGUGGAGUCCAUCGACUCUGACACCUACAGCGAACGCGACGAGGCCUCCGUGUCUGACGAGGACGAGGUCUACGAGGUCACCAUUUUUGAAGCCGAGGAUGAAGACUCGUUUGAUGAGGACACAGAGAUUUCAGAAGCUGAUUACUGGAACUGCCCCAAGUGUGAGGAAUUGAACCCGCCGCUGCCACGCAACUGCAGGCGCUGCUGGAUGCUGCGGGAUGAUUGGCUCCCCAAAGGCGACGGCACGGCAACACCCACCGACACGCCUGCUGCCGAGGCCAGCCCGGACUCCAAGCCCCUGGCAUCAAAAUUGCAGCCAGUGGACUGUAGCGAUGAAGGCCUGGACGUGCCCGACGGAAAACGCUCCUCCACCCCUCGCUCUCCGCCCACCAAGGAUGCUACCGAGAAAGAGGUAGACGAGUCCUGUGCACUUGGCUCUCCGGCCUCCUGCCUCCCCGACUCCCAGACCUCGGCCUGUUCGCAGCCCUCCACCUCCUCUGCAUCCACCAGCAGGUUGGCCUCCAGCCAGGAGGAGGUGCCAGAGCUGGAGCGCUUCAACAGUGCGGAGGCCUGCCUGCCCGCCAGCUGCCUGGAGCCCUGCGUCAUCUGCCAGAGCCGCCCCAAGAACGGCUGCAUCGUGCACGGCCGCACCGGCCACCUCAUGGCCUGCUACACCUGCGCCAAGAAGUUGAAGAAUCGCAACAAACUCUGUCCUGUCUGCAGAGAGCCCAUUCAAAGUGUAGUGCUAACAUAUGUUAGCUGAGGCCUGCUUACACACACACACACACACAUACACACACUCUCUCUCUUACCUCUGGCACAUUGUAAAUAGUUUUUGUUUUUUUAAUUUAAAUCUUUUGCUUUAAAAAUAUUAUUUUUUUGUUUUGAAGGUUUAUGUUCUCAGUUUAAAAUAAAUGUAAAUAAAAUAAAGCGAGGUAAAUGUUCUCACAAGGUGGUGAUGCUAAGGUAUCUAAAUAUUGUAACAUUAUCUAAAAAAUAUUGUAAUAUUUUGCUAUCUAAAUAUUGUAAGAUGGAUUUAAAGGUGGUGUUUAGGAGAGUGGGGUGGAGUGGUGCUUUGCUGUACCGUGUGGAUCUGACAGCCUGGAAACUGAUGGGCUUUUUGUCAUUAAGUCUUUGUUGGUAGAGCAGUCCUUUGUGGUUGCUUGGAAGCCACUUUUCAUUAACUGCUCAGGAUGUGCAUGUCUCGGCCUGUCCUGUGUAGACCCCCUCCCAGGCAACUCAUACAUAUACUCAGACACACACACAAGCGCACACAGACUGAGGCAAACAAUGCAUUAACACACGUACACAUAGGCAAGCAAGACAUUAUUGCUACUAAUCCAAAUCCUUUUCUCUCUUGAGAGAACUCUGAGCACUUUAGUGGUGGAGGUUUUAGGUUCUGGAGAGGGCAAAUGUAGCACGGUGUGUGUGUAUGGAGAUGACUAUUUCACAUUGUUUUAAAAAAUGUAUGGGGUGAUGGUGUUUUUUUUUAUUAUAUUCUUAUUAUUUAACAUGGUAUGCAGGUUAUUGGAUGCAUUAUGUCGCAAGAGUAUAAAAGCACCCCUCCUGGUAUGUUUUUUCCCACCAGGUUCAUCAUUGUUUUUUGGCAUUGUAUUGCAUUUUAUUCAUUAAUGUCUAUGUAUUGAAUGUAGCCAUGUAGGAGGAAUUCUGCUAACGUGCACUGAACUUUUUGUCAUACAUUCUGCGUAGUAAAAACAAUAAUUUAUUUACAGUUUGA
Messenger RNA from Engraulis encrasicolus (European anchovy), 2970 nucleotides. It is a transcript of the gene mdm2, whose product is annotated as MDM2 proto-oncogene. The record is from RefSeq and is a predicted model, not a curated record. Gene Ontology annotation, molecular function: identical protein binding; ubiquitin protein ligase activity. The coding region runs from base 535 to 1995 and encodes 486 amino acids. The transcript is spliced from 13 exons. NCBI's taxonomy places the organism in Eukaryota, Metazoa, Chordata, Actinopteri, Clupeiformes, Engraulidae. Gene Ontology annotation, cellular component: nucleus. Gene Ontology annotation, biological process: negative regulation of apoptotic process; cell cycle; regulation of gene expression.